Phalaenopsis equestris is the source of this 1757-nucleotide messenger RNA. RefSeq names its product transcription factor bHLH96-like. Gene Ontology annotation, biological process: regulation of transcription by RNA polymerase II. The record is from RefSeq and is a predicted model, not a curated record. NCBI's taxonomy places the organism in Eukaryota, Viridiplantae, Streptophyta, Magnoliopsida, Asparagales, Orchidaceae. Gene Ontology annotation, molecular function: DNA-binding transcription factor activity, RNA polymerase II-specific; RNA polymerase II cis-regulatory region sequence-specific DNA binding; protein dimerization activity.
UCGAGCAGGAAGGGAAAAAAAAGAAAAGGAAGAAACCCAACAGUGCAUGUGCUUGCCGUGACCUAUGUUCCUUCAGCGUUAAAAAAAAUCUGUUAAGACAAAGAAUGCACAAAAUCAAUCGAUUGGGAUAUGGAGAGAUUUCCCAAUUCCCAUGUUCCUCCGGUAUUUCUUCAACCUUUCUCUCACGAGCCUCAGCGCGGCCAUUGUUUGAAGCUCACUGCACAAAAGCAUUUGUUUUCUGAGUUUUUUGCGAGCAAGGCUGGGACCCGCUCCUCCUCCCCAUCCUCAGUUGUAAGAAAGGGCCGCUGUCUUUUGACAGCAUCUAUGGAUUCGGGAAAUGGAGAGGGAGAGAGCCUUCUUUUUCUCACUUUUUUGAAACAAUAAAGCUCGCCUUCUUUUUCCGGACCUCUCUCACGUGCGACCUUUUCCAUCAUCUUCACUUAAACACCACUCUUCUUCUUCUUCAUCUUCAUCUUCCACUCUUCCUUGUGCUCGUCUGUGACAGAAGACUAAUGAAAGAUUGGAGUAACAGAGCCGUGAAACAAUAUGUCAUUCGAGAUGCUCUCUUCCUCCUUCAUUCUCUAUGACAGCAUCUCGGCCACACCAGAGUUUCAUCAACAACAGCCACCAAGUUUACUCUUUGAUAUGGCCGGCGGCUGCCUUAGCCCCGAGUCGUCGAUGCUCGGCAGCCUCCCGCCACCUGCAGCCCCGCAGCAGCCUCCACCUCCUCCCUGCGCCGGGGUGCAGGGGAAGCGAAAGCGGCGGCGCCGGCCGAGGAGCUGCAAGAACAAAGAAGAAGCCGAGACGCAGCGCAUGACCCACAUUGCCGUGGAGCGCAAUCGCCGGCGACAGAUGAACGAGCACCUCGCCAUGCUCCGCUCCCUAAUGCCGGAAUCCUACAUCCAAAGGGGAGACCAGGCCUCAAUUGUGGGAGGGGCCAUUGACUUUGUCAAGGAAUUGGAGCAUCUCCUCCAAUCCCUAGAGGCCCAAAAGAGGGCAAUUGAGCAAACUCAGAAGGCCAAUGUGUGCAUUAAUGAUUCUGGAAAUGGGUUAAAGAAGAGCAACGAAGAGACAGAGCAACCUCCGUUUGCUCAGUUCUUCUCCUAUCCACAGUAUAACUGGUGCCAUCCUCGCCAUGAGUACCCAUCGCCGGCGCCGGAGAUCCGGUCGCCGGCGGGGGGCGCCACCGCGGUGGCCCAGCACGCGAGCCUUCGAAUCCUGUCGCCCAAAAGACCGCGGCAACUGAUACAAUUGGUGGCAGGCCUCCAUGCGGUCAGGCUUUCCAUUCUUCAUCUCAAUGUCACUACAUUGGACUCCAUUGUUCUUUACUCCCUCAGUGUCAAGGUUGAUGAAGGAUGCAGCCUAACCACGGUAGAUGAAAUUGCGGCCGCGGUGCACCACAUGCUAUCCCUUAUUGAAGCUGACAAAGUCUCAGCCAUCCACCAAGUACUACAGGACGAGCUGGCAAGCAGUCCAGGACCGCCCCUCUCUUUCUAAUAAUCUACGAAAAUGCCACUUGUCAUGUCUGUACCCUUCUGCUCAAGCUCAAGUUAUAAUGGGGCCAUGUGUAAUAUAUUCUCUCUCUCUCUCUCUCUCUCUCUCAUUUCUUAAUCUAUGUACGCAAAUUUGCUUGAGUAGUGUUCCUUCGCCUAAUUGGGACCAAAUAAAUAUUUAUCCCUGAUAAAUUUUGGCAAUUUGUUGGGUAAAAAUGUAAAAUGUUUUUGCAUGAGAAAUCUUCACCAGAGUAAAUAAAAAAA